GACGUUUCUCGUUCUUUUACGCAUACAUGUUUACGCAUGUAGCCUACUUAAAAAAGGAAUUCUGUUAUGUCACCAAUAAACUUAACUUGUUGCGGUUAACAGUCACUCACACUACUUCUGAUACUGUCGAGGCAACCACUGGUACAAACCCCCGGAUGAGAAGGCACGCCCAAGAAGCCACUCUAUUGGUUCAGAGAGCGACAGGACCAAUACGCGCAGAAGCUGAUUGGAGAGUCGACGUGUCGCCGCUUGGAUGCUGCCAGUGAAGUGAGGGGUGUGCGGGCUGGACCAAAGGAAAGCAUCUGCUGGUGUCUGCUCGUGUCUAGCUACUGGAAGGUGGCAUCGGCAGUCAUUGUUUGCUGCUACUGAUUGUGCACUAAAGAUCAGCUUGGAACGUUGCGGUGAAAGCAUGUCUUCCAGUGGCUCGACGGCACGCAUCCUCAUUAAGGGGGGCAAGGUGGUGAACGAUGACGUGACGCAGGAGGCGGACGUCUACAUUGAGAACGGGGUGAUCCAGCAGGUGGGGAAGGAGCUGAUGAUCCCUGGUGGCGCCAAGGUCAUCGACGCCUCGGGCAAGCUGGUGAUGCCCGGCGGCGUUGACACCUGCGUGCACCUGCACGACAGCUUCAUGAACGCCACGCCCGCCGACGACUUCUACAGUGGCACCAAGGCGGCUCUGGCUGGAGGGACCACCAUGGUGAUCGACCUGGUGCUGCCGGAGAGGAACGAGUCCCUGCUGGAGGCCUAUGAGAACACGCGCUCAGUAGCCGACGCCAAGAGCUGCUGCGACUACGCCCUGCACGUGGCAGUCACCUGGUGGGGACCCAAGGUGCGUGCCCAGAUGGAGUCUCUGGUGCGUGAGAAGGGGGUGAACUCCUUCCACAUGUUCAUGGCCUACAAGGACCUCUUCAUGCUGCGGGACAGCGAACUCUACCAGGUGCUGCAGCACUGCAAGGACAUCGGGGCUGUGGCACGCGUCCACGCCGAGAACGGAGAACUGGUGGCGGAGGGGGCGAAAGAGGCCUUAGAUCUUGGCAUCAGUGGGCCAGAGGGCAUUGAAAUCAGCCGCCCAGAAGAGUUGGAAGCAGAAGCUGCUCAUCGUGCCAUUACCAUUGCCAACAGAGCACACUGUCCCAUCUACCUGGUGAAUGUCUCGAGUAUGUCUGCUGGGGAUGUGGUGGCUACCGCCAAGAUGCAAGGUAAGGUGGUGCAGGGUGAGACGACCUUGGCCCAUGCGGUCAUGAACGGGCUGCAGUACUACCACCAGGACUGGGCCCACGCUGCUGCCUACGUCACCGUGCCCCCCCUCCGCCUCGACCCCAACACCCCCAGCUACCUGAUGGGGCUGCUGGGAAAUGACACUCUAAACGUAGUGGCCUCGGACCAUCGUCCCUUCAGCACCAAACAGAGGGCCAUGGGCAAAGACGACUUCACCAAGAUCCCGCACGGGGUCGCCGGCAUUCAGGACCGCAUGAGCGUCAUCUGGGAGAGAGGAGUGGUUGGAGGUAAAAUGGAUGAGAACCGAUUUGUGGCGGUGACCAGCUCCAACGCAGCCAAGAUCUACAACCUGUACCCACGCAAGGGCCGCAUCAUCCCAGGAGCCGACGCCGAUGUGGUGGUCUGGGACCCUGACGCAACCAGGACCAUCUCUGUGGACACACAGCUCCAAGCAGGCGACAUUAACCUGUACGAGGGCUUGCGUUGCCAUGGUGUCCCCUUGGUGACCAUCAGCCGUGGCCGCGUUGUGUACGAGAAUGGCAUCUUCACCUGCGCCGAGGGCUCCGGAAAGUUCUACCCCCUGCGGACAUUCCCUGAUUACCUGUACAAGAAGAUGGUGCAGAGAGACAAGUGCCAGGCUCUGAAGGGGGUGGAGCGUGCUCCGUACGAGGGCGACGUGGCGGCGGUGAACUCAGGGAAGAAGGACGGCGGCUCCCUGGACGGCGAGACGCCAUCAGCACGCGCCGCUACGCGCCACGGAGGAGUUCGAGACCUGCACGAAUCCAGCUUCAGCCUGUCGGGUGCCCAGAUCGACGAUAACGUCCCCAAGAGGGCCUCGGCCCGUAUCCUGGCGCCCCCUGGUGGACGCUCCAGUGGGAUCUGGUAAACUUGGACCUCCGCCACGCCUGGACCAAAAAAAAAACCCACACUAAGCAAAGCUGAACCAGAUUUCAUUAGGAAGAGACCCCUCUGCCACCUCUGCCUCCACCCGACUCUGACCCUCCCCCACCCCACCCCUUACGUAACUAAAGCUCAUGGUGCACUUGUCAAGAAAUACUGAGCAAAAAAAAAAAGUAGCACUAUUUUUUGCCUAAUUCAACACAAGAGAUAACUGAAUGAUUACCAUAUUGCCUGUGAAUGGUUUGAUUUGUUUUCAAUGUGAGUUGCAAGUAAGCAGUGUGUUAGGAUCAAAAGCUGCUGUUAGAUUUUUAAAAAAGAGAAAAAUAAACUCCCAAAGAAAGUGGAUUUUGACAUGAGGAAAUGAGGGUUCUGGGCUAGAAAGAAUGCAUUAGUGAUCCUAGUGGAGAGAGAUAGUGGCUUGAUGCUUAUUACACAGUACACGCUUCUUUUUUACCUCAUUUACCACACAGAGUUCAUCUUUCUUUGCAGUGUUUGCGCUCAGUGAUUUUUAAGAGUUUUACGUUUCUUCGGUUGUACCAGCCCUGCUUAUUGUUAUUUAUUGGCCAUUGUCAUUUAUCAGUCUGAAAUACAAAAUGUUUUAUUUUUUUUACACUUUAAUCUUUCUUCCGACAUAUAAUUGUUUUUACCUCAUUUGUGAAACAUUUUAGUUUUGCACUUAAAAACUCUUUUAAACAUUCCUGCCUUCCGAUUGGUUUAGUGUGGAGUGGAGAUGGAGUGAUACAUAGCCAUGACAUGAGGAGACGAGAAUGAACACUUACCUCUUAGGCUUUGAUGACCUUUCUGACACAGACUGUUUACACAAAUGAAUAAAUGCACCAACAAACACAAGAGUGACUGACUGAAGCAACGUCUUGGUUGAUAGACCAAAUCAAGUCGCCUCAAAUCUAUUCAAUUUAUUAUCACAGAAACACAAGCCACAUUGUGAAUGUUGUGAACUUGUCUGAGAUGUUUGAGUGUGGAUUGUACUGUAUUUCCUAUCUCUCCAGUCUGUGUGCACUGUCGUCACCUAGCGCUGGUGUAGUAGUAUCAUCUCCCUCUAGUCUAUUUUCCUCGAAUCCGUCCUAGUGCCCAUACACCUAGGUGCCCAAACCGUCCCUAAACGGUCCCUGUGUGUGUGUGUGUGUGUGUGUGUGU
Engraulis encrasicolus (European anchovy) is the source of this 3273-nucleotide messenger RNA. It is a transcript of the gene dpysl5a, whose product is annotated as dihydropyrimidinase like 5a. The record is from RefSeq and is a predicted model, not a curated record. Gene Ontology annotation, molecular function: hydrolase activity, acting on carbon-nitrogen (but not peptide) bonds. The coding region runs from base 410 to 2104 and encodes 564 amino acids. Gene Ontology annotation, cellular component: cytoplasm. The transcript is spliced from 13 exons. NCBI's taxonomy places the organism in Eukaryota, Metazoa, Chordata, Actinopteri, Clupeiformes, Engraulidae.